AUGACUAUUGAUAGAAAUGCUUAUAAUUAUUUUAAAACAGAAAUACCACAAUUACCUUUAGAUAUGAAGUUUGAUUUAGGUGGGAAAGUUGUUGUUAUUACAGGAGCAUCAUCAGGAAUAGGAUUAGCUUUUAGUGAAAUGUUAUAUUCACGAAAUGCAACUGUAAUUAUGAUUGUGAGAAAUGUUAAAAAAGCUAAAAAAUGUGUAGAAAAUAUUAAAAAAAAAUUUAAAAAUUCUGAGGGAGAUUUAUUAAUAUUUGAAGGUGAUUUAUCAUCUUAUAGUAGUAUUAUUAGAGUUGUAUUUCAAAUAUUAAAAGGAUGUAAAAAAAUUGACUUACUUGUUAAUAAUGCUGGAAUAGGAGCAUUAAAAGAAAAAAGUGUAACAAUAAAAGAAGGAACAGAAUUAGUAAUGGCAUCAAAUUAUUUUGGACAUUUUCUUUUAACUAUUAAUUUACUACCGCUUUUACGAUAUAGUAAAGGAAAAGUUAUCUCAAUAACAAGUUUUGCAUAUGAUAUGUAUGACUUAGAUGAUGAUUUUUGUCAACGUAAAAAAAAAUAUAAUGGAUGGAAAGCAUAUUCAAAUUCAAAAGCUUGUCAAAUUAUAAUGACAAAUAAAUUGUCACAAUUAAUUCAUUUCACAGAAUGUUCAUUUAUUGCUGUUUCACCAGGAAUUGUUAAUACACCAAUUAGUGAAACAUUUUCAAAUAAUUUGAUGGGAAAGUCAAUUAAUUUUGUAUUAGCUCCUAUAAAAAACUUUUUUUGCAAAACAUUUUUACUUAGUCCUGAAAAAGCAUGUGAUCAAAUUAUGUCUUUAGCAUUUUUUGCUCCAAAAAAAAUUUUUCAUGGUGCAUAUGUUUCACAGAGGCGUAUUAUUCAAACAAAUUUUAAAAAAAAAUUAGAAAAUAAAAUUUGGAUAGAAACUUUUCGUGAAUUACUUAUGAAUACACAAAUAGAAUCAAGAAGACUUUUAAGAGGUCCUAUGACAAAUGAUGAAUCAAUUUUAUUUAUUAAAAGACAUCCUGAAAUAUAUCUUGCAUACUUAGAAGUAGAUGAUUUAAAUUUUUGGGAAAAAACUGUUAUUUUACCAAAUGAAGAAGAUCUUUUUAUUUGGUUAAAUGAAUCAACAGAUGAACAAUAUUUAAAAGAAUUUGAAUAUACUGAAAGUAAUGAUGAAUUUAAUGAUACUAAUUCUAACUAUAGUUCACUUGAAUCAGAAUGGGAUAAUAAUUAUGAAAAUAUAUAUGAUUCAUUAAAUUUAUAUAACUAUCCUAUGAAUAUAGAAUAUUAUUUAAAAGACUGUAGUGAAAUAAAUAGUAAUAGUAAAUUUAAUGAAGAAAAUAAAAAUCACUUUAUUGAGAAUACUUCUAAUGCUAUAAUUGAACAAACUAAAAAUAAUGAUACGUUAUCUAAAAAUGGAAAUAAAAAUGCUUGCCUAAUGGAAAAUGAAAUUAAAUUAAAUUCACAACAAUCAAAUAAUAAUAUUAAAAGUUUUGAUAGUACCAGUUCUACUGAAUUUGAUGCAAACAAUGAUGUAACAAGAGAUGAAAUAAAAGAAUUUAAUAACAAAAAAUAUUUUUUAAAUAACACAAAAGACGAUACUUAUGAAGAAUUAAUAAAUAAAAGGCAAAAUAAUGGUUUUAAAAAAUCUUUUAAAAAAAGAGGUUCAUUCAUCAAACGACUAAUAGGAAAUAAAAAAGAAUUAAUGAAAGAAACGGAUAGGUGUAUUGAUAACAUUGAAUGUGAUGUUAUUAAAUCGUCUGAUGAUCAUAUUAAUGAUAUCAUACUCAAUGAUAAUGAUGGAUUAUCUUGGUCUGAAAGUUUAAAUGGCAAUGUUUUAAAUAUCGAUUCUUCUUCUUUUAUUGAAAAUGCCAAUUUUAAUGAACAAGAACAUUCUAAAAGAGAACAUCUUAAUGAGGAAGUAAUAAGUAAUUAUGAUAAUAGUAAAAUUACUACUGAUAAUGUAAUAUUAAAUAAAAAAAAUGAAGACCGUGUUCUAUUAAAUAGUUUAAAAAGAUACUCAUCAUCUCAUAAAAUGGUCAGUGAUAAAAAGAAAAAUUUAAUUAACAAUAAUAUAUUAACUAAUUUAAAUGAAAUAGAUGAUUGUAAAAUUAGUAAUGGUUCAUUUGAAUAUUCUUUAAAAAAUUUCUACAAUAUUAAUACUAACAAUAAAAAAGAAAUAAAAUUUUACAAAAAAUUAUGUAGAGAUGGAAUAUAUACAGAGGAUAAUUUUAACAAAUUUUUUAUAAUUAACUUUAAAAAUAAAAUAUUUGAUUUUAUUAAGAGUGCAAUAGAAACAAUUACAGUAGAAAAUAUUAAUGAUUUUGUAACUAUGGAAAGAAUAUUAAGAAAAAAUGGUUUUAGGUAUAAUGUUACCUCAUUAAAUGAAAAUAUUUGUGGCGUUAAUGAAAGAUCAGGAAAUAUUUUAUUAUCCAUGAUAUUUAAAAAUUAUCAUGAAAAAAUAAAAAAUAUUUCAAAUAAACAUAUUUAUGAUAAUAAAUUUCCUAGUACUGUUAAUAAUUUAAAAGAUAUUGAAGAAGAUAAAGCAUUAAAUACGUUACCAUCGGAACCAGAAUUAAUUGUCUAUUUAAAUUUAGAUGAUGAUGAAGGUUUAAAUCUAGGGUAUUGUGAUUCAUUUUCACCUAAUGGAAUAGAAUAUGAAUAUGAAGAUAUUAGUUCUGGUAACUGUUAUGUAAGAAAAACUGAUGAAAAUGAUAGUAUUUAUAAAGCAAAAUAUGAUAUGAAAUUAUUUUUAAUAUAUAAAGUUUAUAAAAAAAUACCAUUAAAUAAAAAAUUUGAUUCAAAAAAGAAUACAUCCCAGAAUGGUAAUGAAUAUGAAGGAGAUAAAAAAAUAAAGUUACAAGAAAGAAAUAAUGAAGUAAAUAAUUUUGAAGAUGGUAUAUUAGAAUGGAUGAAUACAGCUGAUUAUAAAAAUAAAUAUCUUUUUAAUGAUGAAGAUGAACAUUUAACAGAUAAAGAAGAAGACGAAUUUUUAAAGAUGAUUAAAAAUAAAAAAGAAGAUAUAGGUAUUACAAAAUAUAACAUUACGGAAGCUGGUAAAGAAGAAGAUAUAAAGAGAAAAAAAAGAAUUUCUUUUAAAGAUAAUAUUCUUAAAAAGUCUAAUUUUAUAGCUUCUAUUUAUAAUUUUCAUAAAAAGAAUAACGACAAUGGAAAAAUAUAUAUUGAAAAUAUAUAA
Messenger RNA from Strongyloides ratti, 3192 nucleotides. RefSeq names its product Dehydrogenase/reductase SDR family member 12. The transcript is spliced from 5 exons. The coding region runs from base 1 to 3192 and encodes 1063 amino acids. The record is from RefSeq and is a predicted model, not a curated record. NCBI's taxonomy places the organism in Eukaryota, Metazoa, Nematoda, Chromadorea, Rhabditida, Strongyloididae.